GCGGGCGGCCCCGCCCCGAGGUUUGAGGCUGGGGGGGGGUAAGGGGGGGUCGGUACCGGGUUGUACUGGGGUGUACUGGGCCAUACUGGGCCGUGCCGGGCGGGUGGCAGCGGGGAUCGCUGCCGUGAUGGAGCGGUUCGUGGCGGGGAACCGAGCGGCUCUGCAGGAAUGGCUCCCGGCCAGGUCUCCUCCCGAGGACACUUGGGGAAGUCUGGUGGCAGCUGGGAGAUGGGUGGCACCUGCAGGACCAUAUCCAGCGUCACCAGGAGGUCCACGUGGUGAUGGGAAACGAAGCCUGUGACCUGGACUCCACCGUCUCAGCCCUGGCCCUGGCUUAUUUCUUAGCCAAGACCUCCCCGGCUCCCGCCACCACCUUCAUCCCUGUGCUGAACAUCCCCCGGGCUGAGCUGCCCCUGCGGACCGAGGCCGUGUUCCUGCUGGGGGAGCAGGGGAUCCCCCCCACCUCCCUCAUCUGCCGGGAUGAGAUCGACCUGGGGGGGCUGCACACUGCCGGGCUGCUCUCCCUCACCCUGGUGGAUCACCACGUCCUGCCCAGCACCGACGCAGCCCUGGAAGAGGCAGUGGUGGAGGUUCUGGAUCAUCGCCCGCUGGACCGGGACCGAGCUCCCCGCUGCCCGCUGACGGUGGCACCCGUGGGCUCCUGUGCCACGCUGGUGACCGAGCGCAUCGCCCAGGGUCCCCCGGGGGUGCUGGACAGGGUGACAGCCGCCCUGCUGCACGGCACCAUCCUCCUGGACUGCAUCAACCUCAGCCCGGCCGCCGGGAAGGCGACACCCCGGGACGUGGCGUGUGUCUCGCUGCUGGAGGAGAGGUUCCCAGACCUGCCAGCCCGGGACAAGGUCUUUGAAGCCCUCCAAGCAGCCAAGUUUGAUGUCUCAGGGCUGACGACGGAGCAGAUGCUGCGGAAAGACCUCAAAGUCCUCUCUGCUGACGAUCUGCUCCUCCCCAUCAGCGGCAUCUACGUUGACCUGGAGACCUUCCUACGCCGUCCGGGCUUCCUGCAGGACCUGGAAGCUUUCUGCCAAGCCCAGGGAUACGCCGGGCUGGUGGCCAUGACCAUCUCCUUCAACCAGCAGCUGGAGCCCUCCCGCCAGCUCGCCGUCUACAGCCCCCGCCAGACCCUGCGCAGCGCCGUGUGCCGGGCGCUGGAGGAGGCGUCGGAACCGGCCCUGAACCUCCGUCCCCUGCCCAGCCCCUGGUCCUGCCUGGCCGCCUACACCCAGGGCAACGCUUGGGCAUCGCGGAAGAAGGUGCUGCCCAUCCUGCGGGCGGCCCUAGGGGGGAGCUCGGGGGGUGCCGGGGGGGUCCUGGAGGAGGAGGUGGUCCCCCCACCCACCCCCAUGAACAGCUUGGUGGAGGAAUGCCCGCUGGCACAGCCCGUGCCCCCCCUCUGCCCCCAGGACGUCCUGGAGCGGGUCAGCCGCAUCGCUGCUGGGCAGCCCCCUGGCUCCCCCAAAUGAGAGGAGGGGGCUGAAGGUAGGGGGGGGUCCCAGGCAGGACCCUGCGGGGUGUCUGGGCAUAGGGGGGGUCACAGCCACCUCUGUUAGUGCUCAGCUCCUGCUGGGAAUGGGUCCUCAUUCCCGUUUGCCCCCCAGUCCCCAUGGGGUUGGGUCCCCUCGGGUGGGUUUUUGGGGACCCCAUGAGCAGAGGGGCGUGGGCAGUGCUUGCACCCACGUAAUGAAGGCACUGAGGGGGGGGGGGAUUAAUGAGUUCUUGCUGUUCUUCCUCCCUUGGGGGGGCCGAGGGGGACCUGGGGUGGUGGGUCAGGACGUGUGGCUGGCCAGGGACUGUCCCCAAGGAUUAAAUUUCCCUUUUCUCCCA
Molecule: messenger RNA, 1842 nt
Organism: Calypte anna (Anna's hummingbird)
Lineage: Eukaryota; Metazoa; Chordata; Aves; Apodiformes; Trochilidae
Gene: PRUNE1
Product: prune exopolyphosphatase 1
Exons: 9
Coding region: 282-1481 (399 amino acids)
Cellular component (GO): cytoplasm
Molecular function (GO): exopolyphosphatase activity
Source: RefSeq, a predicted model, not a curated record